AUCGGACAGUCUCGUAUAUACUGAGAGUGCAAUACGGACUCGGACAUCUAUCGUCACUCACCUUUGCCCUACCUCUCUCCGUCAUCCGACUCAUCGCAUCAUCUGGACCCUUCCGAGUACAGUUCGUGAUCUGCGGUAACGCGCACUAAUGUCAGACGAUCAUGUUCCGCGUGGUUUUGGUGGGAGGUUUCAUGGACUGGUGGCGCGUGCGAAAGCAGCUCUUCGAGGAAAGGACAGUUUAAACGAAGAUGAACUGCGAUUCCUCAUUGCCGAAGAUGGAGACGUCGGGCCUAUAGCAUUGCCCCAUAGCCCCAAUGCAUCGGAGUCUGAUGAAGAUCUGGACGUGCUAUUGGAGCCUCCUGAUAGAAGCCGCACCCAAGAGGUAUUCGGAGCCUGCCAGUCCGCCAUUCGAGUCAGUCGCAGGCGAUUGUGGGUCGUUUUUGGCAUCUUGUGCCUAUCCCUCGUUACCUAUGCAACCGUGAAAACUUUGUUCUGGAAUGACAUACAGCCCAUAUGGAAUGGGCCUACAACGUUCCCAGAAUACAGCACUGCCCUGGGCUGCCUGAACGCUUCCUACGUCUCUGAGCCGUCUGUCUUCGAGAUCCCCGUGCCCUCGGAUGGCACGCACUUAAUGGAGGUCACUGGAAGUAUAGUCGGGACGCUCGUCAUCGUACAAGGAGACGAAAACGCUACGCAGGUCCAAUACGAGAUGAAGGUAAUGGCCGCCGAAGAACGUACGUUCAACGUCAUUCGUCGCGAGGAGGCUCAGGGCCCCAAGGGCGUGAUGCGUAUGAACUCGAUCGGGCUCUCAGACCCGGACUCGCACCCGUGCCAACGCUUCGACAUCACCGUCCACAUCCCGCCCAACCUUCGUCAUCUCACCCUGAAGACAGAGGGGACGACGCACCUCCUGUUCGACAGAAAGAGCACCGUCUCGCUCUCCUCGCUCACCGUCGACCUCAAAUCCCACACGUCCUCGCAAAACCUCAUCCUCUCCCACAUGGGUGUCCAGGCCGACAGUCUCUCCUUCAGCAUAGGUGGCGGGUGGAUCUCCGGGAACAUGCUCCUCGUAAAGGACAUGUCCCUUAUUCAAUCCGGAUCGUCGGCGAUGCUCGUCGACGUCGUACCCUCCAAUUCUCCCGCUCUCACGUCAAUUCCCGCUGUACUGCGCACGCAGUGCGGGGGUGGUCGCUCACAUAUUACGCACCGGCACUUCUCUGGUGCAACCCACAGGCGGAUCGACAGCGUGCAUAGUGCCACGGGUGGAUGGCUGGAGAUUGCCUACCAGAAUUCUGCUUUCGAGGGUUCGGUGGAGGUCACUGCACGCCAAUUGCGUGCGAGCGGAAGGCUGUCUGGGGCAGUCAAAGACGGAAACAGAGUCAGGAACAAGGUGUUCCAGGUAGGCAUUCAAGGCGAGGAUCGAGUGCGGGUGGAGAGUCAGGGAUACGUGUCGUUCAAUGUAUGAUAUGCUGUCUGGCGAACCACCUUCAACAUAUCAAACUGCAGCCUUUGGCGUCGAGGUAAAAGUGUAUGCUUUUACAAUGGUGGGUGUAUAGCCCAUCGAAGAUGCCGGCGAUAGGAACGCCAGUGAGAUAUGUUCUCGGUUAUAAUAUACGAUGCAAGCAUCAACAUCUGCUACCACCGCCAGACAUGUCACACGCAGGGAGUGACUAUGGGACGUUGGACGUACUACAGAACCCGGCUAGUGGUUACCAAAUCCGGCGUGGGGCCGCUAGGUUGAUCAAUCAGUGGCGACUCGAGGACAGCCAUUCGUACUGCGGCCA
This is a messenger RNA of Rhodofomes roseus, 1784 nucleotides long. RefSeq lists its product as uncharacterized. Lineage: Eukaryota; Fungi; Basidiomycota; Agaricomycetes; Polyporales; Fomitopsidaceae. Bases 149 to 1465 code for a protein of 438 amino acids. The transcript has 4 exons. The record is from RefSeq and is a predicted model, not a curated record.